Messenger RNA from Candidula unifasciata, 537 nucleotides. The record is from the annotation of a GenBank genome assembly. Lineage: Eukaryota; Metazoa; Mollusca; Gastropoda; Stylommatophora; Geomitridae.
AUGACCCUGGGUCGCAUAGAGUUGGGUGACAUAACGUCACACAACAUCAAACAACUCAAGAGACUCAACCAGGUAGUUUUCCCAGUGACAUACAAUGAUAAGUUUUACAAAGAUGUCCUUGAGGUUGGAGAGCUGGCCAAGUUAGCCUAUUACAAUGAUAUUGUUAUUGGAGCUGUGUGUUGCAGAAUAGAUACCUCGGAAAGCCAGCGCCGCUUAUACAUAAUGACACUUGGGUGUCUAGCACCAUACAGAAGGCUUGGCAUUGGCACAGUCAUGCUUCAACAUGUGCUAAACAUCUGUGAAAAGGAUGGAAACAUUGACAAUGUCUUUCUGCAUGUACAAGUCAACAAUGACGGUGCCAUCCAUUUCUACGAGAAGUUUGGAUUCAAAAUUGUGGAGGAGAAAAAGAACUACUACAAGAGAAUAGAGCCAGCAGAUGCUUAUGUUUUACAGAAGUCUUUCAAGGAGGAUGCAGACAGUGACAAGCCACCAGUUGUGAUCAUCACAACUGAUGAUUCUGAUAAAAUCACGUCCUAG